Mytilus trossulus (common blue mussel) is the source of this 2097-nucleotide messenger RNA. RefSeq lists its product as uncharacterized. Lineage: Eukaryota; Metazoa; Mollusca; Bivalvia; Mytilida; Mytilidae. The record is from RefSeq and is a predicted model, not a curated record. Bases 1 to 2097 code for a protein of 698 amino acids. The transcript has 5 exons. Gene Ontology annotation, molecular function: protein binding.
AUGGUAUCAAAAGAGAUAGAGAACUUUCUACGUAUUGUGUAUUUAAACUACAGCGUAGCCAUUAGAGCACUUACAACAUUCUUUGAUAAACUACACCCAGACUUAUCGGCUGAUUUACAUAUCACAGGGAACAAAGCUUCACUCAAACAGCUGCUACAUCCAUCUCCUGGUAGAAAACGUGUUCUCUAUCAAGGACAAUGGAAUAUUCUGUAUCCUCCAACAGAAAAGAAGGAACUUAAACAGCUAACAACAAAUCUAGAAGAAAUGAUAAAAAUAAAGGGAGGCAACCUAGAAAGACUUUUUGGAAAAAGUAAACAAAACAUAAUAGGUAUGUUAUAUGAACGACUGAAUAAUUGUGAUAGUGAAGUUGACACCCUUAAAUUAGAACCAGAAUUAUUGCAGAACAAAUGGAAUAAACAAGAGAAAGAUCAUAUUCCGUUACAUAUUCGAGCUCAACAUGAACAAGAAAUAUCGGAUUGGGAACAAGACAAAAAGACGUUUGAUGAAACCAGAGCAAUUGAAUACAUACUUGAAUCCUUAUAUUCCAAGCAUUGUAUAGUUGUGACAGGGAGCUCGGGUUGUGGAAAAUCUUCAAACAUACAUCAUGCCGCCUUACAUUUACGUGACAAGUAUGGGUAUGAGAUAAUACCUGUGAUUGCAGGACCGUCAGAUAUAAUAAACUAUUAUAAAGAAAAUAUACCACAAGUGUUUGUUGUAGAUGACAUUUGCGGAAAGGAAACAAUCAGCAAACUCACAUUACAGAUCUGGAGAGACUAUUCCGAAAAUUUGGAAAAAAUAUUUUCAAAUGAAAAAAAUACAUCAGUGAAUACGAAUCCUCACCAGGUUUCAGGUCAAAAACUACUGGUUUCCUGUAGACUACAUAUAUUCAAAGAAUCACAGUUUCAACGUAUUACAUUACUGACCAAAAAAGAAUGCAAUAUAUUAUCAUCAGAUUUAUGUCUGCUAUCGAAAGAAAGAAUGUUCAUUAUGCAAAAAUACCUUCCGGAUAAUAUUAUUGACACGCUAAUGCCAUUGGUGGGGGAUCUUGACUUUUUUCCCUUAAUCUGUAAAAUGUCAAAAAAUAAAACAUUACAAGAAGUCAAGAAACUUUUUACAGAUCCUGUAGAUAUUAUUGAAAGGAACAUACACUGCAUAAUUUCCGAAAGCAAAUUGCAAUUCUGUGCUAUUGUUCUGUGUAUCGUAUUUGAUGAUGGAUUCAGAACAGAUUGGCUAAAACUAACAUCAACUCCAGAGACGAAGAGAGCAAAAUUUGAACAUAUAGUUAAAGAGUUAUCGAACGAAAUGUCAAGAAAUUAUUUAAAAGACUGUUUCAGAACCUUAAAUGGAACCUAUUUAAAACAAAAAGGUACAAGGUACAUAAUGAUACAUGGCAAAAUCUAUAAAAUGGCAGCUAUUAUAUGUGGGCAGCAACUUACAGAAUGUUUUAUCAAAUAUACCCCUUCUAUAUUUAUAAGGGAUCAUUUCAUUUUUGAAUCUGUAACCGAAGUUCUAACAAAUGAUGACUUGAUAGUUAUUUCCAAAGACCAAGAAGAAGAAUAUUUUGAAAGAUUGUUAUGUGACUUAAAACAGCAUGUCAUAACAAGUACAUUCCAUAAUUCACAGUUAAUAUUCAGGUCAUUCAUCGAGAACUUUAUAAGUUUUCUUGUGCGGAGUGAUGAUGCAAAAGCAUUACUCAAAAAGCUUGAAGUAGUAGUAGGCGUAAUAUCGAGAGACAAUGAACAACAACUAAUUAAGUUAAUGUCAACCUUUUGUACAACACCUUUAAUUGAAGUAGCAGCAGAGUCCCCAUUGUUUUUGGCCUGUGAUAGAGGUCAUAAAGAUAUAGUAGAACUGUUACUGGAGAAUAAUUCUGAUGUCUCGAAGUGUAACAUUUAUAAAGAUUCACCACUGUAUGCGGCUUGUCAAAGAGGACGUACAGAUAUAGUAAAACUGUUAUUACAGAGCGAUGCUAACGUCUCUGAAUGUUACAGUGAUGGAGUUUCUCCAUUGGUUGUGGCCUGCAAGGAAGGACAUACAGAAACAUUAGAACUUUUACUCCAAAACAAUUCGAAAUUCCAUUCGCAUGACAUUGAUUAG